AUGGCAUGCGAAACGUGCCGCUCCCAAGCCCGGACCCUCCUCCGGGCUGCAACCCGGAGGGCCCCUUCGACGACGAAGCGAUAUAUCUCCAGCGUCGGCCCAGCUGCUGCCGCUCGAAAUACCUCCAUUGGCAGCCAGUACCCCUCCAGGGAGCUGCAGUAUCGAACCUUCAGCCAGACAGCCCCGGCCAGCAUGGCGCCCAAGUUCAGCGCCGCAACAAGCGGGCCGUAUUUCGUCGUCGGAGCGACGGAACGGCUCUACAAAGUCUGCGGCGAGGCCGCCAACUACCACAUCACCGAGGAGGAGCGCAACAGCGACAAGGUCGUCCGGUUAGACGACGGCGAGGAGGUCGGGACAUCCAUUGCCGCCAACAGUGUCUGGCACAAGAAAUUCAAGCUCCGCCCAACAUUCAGCACAUGGUCACACGUCACCAUGCUGCACCUCUACCUCCUCAACGCACGCGUGCGCUGCUUCGAGCGCGACGUCUACCGGCGCUGGCAGCAGCAGCUCAUCGACCACUUCUUCUUCGAGGCCGAGAAGAAGAUGCACGUCGACCACCACAUCACCUCCUCGGCGCUGCGCCAGCGCUACCUCAAGGACAUCUUCGUCCAGUGGCGCGGCCUCCUCCUCGCCUACGACGAGGGCCUCAUCAAGGGCGACGCCAUCCUCGCCAGCGCCGUCUGGAGGAAUCUGUUCAAGGGCGACCCGGACGUCGACCCCCGCGCCCUCGCCGCCAUCGUCGGGUGGAUGCGGGCCAGCCUCAAGGCCCUCGAGGCCACCUCGGACUACACGUUCCCCAACAGGGCGAGCGAGGUUCUGUCGGUGCCCGUCGAGAACUUCUGGAACACGCCGGAGAAGGGGUUCAAUGCGAAGCCGCAGGAGGCGUUGAAGGCGACGGAAACCGUGCCAGAAGCUACCGCACAGGUAUGA
Molecule: messenger RNA, 930 nt
Organism: Clonostachys solani
Lineage: Eukaryota; Fungi; Ascomycota; Sordariomycetes; Hypocreales; Bionectriaceae
Source: the annotation of a GenBank genome assembly